ACAUGCGCGCUGGUAACUAGUGGCUUUUUUCCCCCCAGACGAGCAAAUCACAGGACCCGCCGGCCCGGCUCGCGUGUCCCUCUUCCGGGUGGCUGGUGAGUCGUGGUCGGUCCGGUGGAGCGGCUCGAGAAAUUUGCUAAACAACCUUUGGUCUUCCAGAAAGUGAAAGAUGCCAAAAAAGAAGACAGGUGCUCGGAAGAAGGCUGAGAAUCGUAAAGAACGCGAGAAACAGAUUCGAGCUUCCAGGGGCAAUGUUGAUCUGGCAAAACAUCCCUGUAAUGCUUCAAUGGAAUGUGAUAAAUGUCAAAGACGGCAGAAAAAUAGAGCCUUCUGCUACUUUUGCAGUUCUGUUCAAAAGUUGCCUCUUUGUGCACAAUGUGGAAAGACAAAAUGUAUGAUGAAAUCUUCAGACUGUGUCAUCAAACAUGCUGGUGUGUACAGCACAGGCCUUGCCAUGGUGGGAGCCAUAUGUGAUUUCUGUGAAGCUUGGGUUUGCCAUGGCAGGAAAUGCCUCAGUAGCCAUGCUUGUAUCUGCCCUCUUGCUGAUGCAGAGUGUAUUGAGUGUGAGAGAGGCGUCUGGGACCAUGGAGGCAGAAUAUUCAGCUGUUCUUUCUGCCAUAAUUUCCUCUGUGAAGAUGAUCAGUUUGAACAUCAGGCCAGCUGCCAGGUUCUGGAAGCAGAGACCUUUAAAUGUGUUUCCUGUAAUCGGCUUGGGCAGCAUUCAUGUCUCCGUUGUAAGGCAUGUUUCUGUGAUGAUCACACACGGAGUAAGGUUUUCAAACAAGAAAAGGGGAAAGAGCCUCCUUGUCCAAAAUGCGGGCAUGAAACGCAAGAGACCAAGGAUCUGAGCAUGUCAACACGCUCUCUGAGAUUUGGCCGUCAGACAGGAGGUGAAGAAGCUGAUGGGGCCUCUGGUUAUGAUGCCUAUUGGAAGAACCUUUCAAGUGGCAAAGAAGCCAGUACAGGUGAUCAGGAUGAGGAAUAUGAUGAAUAUGAAGGAGAAGAGGAGGAAGAAGAGGAGGAAAAUGAGGAGGGAGGGAGAGAUUCAGAAACAGAGAUGGCUGAUGUGUUCACUAACUUGAAUUUAGGAAGGACCUAUGCAAGUGGCUAUGCACACUAUGAGGAAUCUGCUGACUAAAGUUGCAACCCUAAGCACCCUGAAGAGAAAGUAAGCACUCCUCAAAUGUAGUGGCACUUAACUUCUGGGUAAAGAUGCUUUUAGAGUCUGGCUGCAACCAUUCUUAUUCUGGAACUAGCAUUGAAAGGAGCUUUGUGUAUGCUUAGUGAAUUGUAUGCAUGGCAUGGAAGUCUUGACAAGGUCUUUCAGAUAACAAGGCAGGACUAUCAGGUAGGAAGCAAGGGAAUGGAGCUAUUGUAGGAUGUCAAGAAAGUAUUCAUAUGGCCAACUGUAUUAGAAACCCUGGAGAGGAAAAUGGACUUUUUUGUCCAGGGAACAUAACACUUCUCAACAUGUAUCAGAGGUGUGAGGAGGCUAAGAUCAUUUUUGAUUCUGUAAAUUCAUAGAUAAUAAACUUAUUUUUCUUGAAUAAUUUUGAUGGUGGAUCCUGUCAUGUUUUUAUAAAUUGUAAGUAUUGGUGGCAAUGGGUAUCUGCUAUUUUUAUAUAUAUUGAAAGCUGUCUUGUGAAAACUAGGUAUUUUUAUUGAUUCAGCUUGAACAUUUGGAGAACUGUUUGGUGCAAACUUUGGAGUCAAUGUAUAAAUUCAGAUUAAAGUUACUUUGACAUUUUGUAUAAGUACAGUUGAUCAAUAUAUUCUAUUGUGAUGUAUUUCUGGAACAUUGUCAGUUCCUGCCUCUUUUGGAACGUUCAACUGUAGUAUUCAGAACCACUUGCCAUGUAACCUGAAAUAAGAUUUUGAUCUUAACUUUACCACCACCAAAAUGUCACUGCAUCCUCCUUUAACUGAAUAAAGUCCAUCAUACCCUUUCA
Messenger RNA from Pogona vitticeps (central bearded dragon), 1949 nucleotides. NCBI's taxonomy places the organism in Eukaryota, Metazoa, Chordata, Lepidosauria, Squamata, Agamidae. The record is from RefSeq and is a predicted model, not a curated record.